AUGUCAAAGGUUAUACUGGUAACCGGGAGUAACUCGAGCAUAGGGUUUGAGUUGGUUCGCAUUCUUGCCGAAAAGGGCCAUACCGUAUACUUGAGUGCCAGGAAUGAAGAGGCUGGCUUGGAGGCUCAAAAGAUACUUCAUGCAAAGGGACUAACCAAUGUCAAGUUUGUAUUGUUGGAUAUUCGAGACACCGCGUCGAUCGAGCGUGCAAAAAAUACGAUCGAAGAGGCCGAAGGCAGGCUGGACGCACUUGUAAACAACGCUGCAAUAUCCAGAAACGACACACUUCGGCGCGCAUCCGAGCUCGACAUUGCCGUCUUUAAAGACAUAAUGGAGACAAAUUUUGUAGGUCUGGUCCAAACAACAACGGCAUUUGUCCCUCUCUUGCGCAAAUCGUCGGAUCCCAGCAUCGUGAACGUGUCUAGUGGGCUGGGGUCUUCAACGUACCAAACCCGCAGGGGACAACCGACACUGUUCACUGCUUAUGCGGUCAGCAAGGCAGCUGUCAACUCGUACACGGUCAAUCUAUCUCAAGAUUUAGAGAAGGAAGGCUUCAAGGUCAACGCCGUCUGCCCCGGCCUUGUAUCUUCAAGAUUGAAUAAUUUCAUCGAGGGUGGCAAGUCAUUGGAAGCGGGAGCGCAGGCAAUAGAGCCAUUUGUUCUCUUGGACAAAGACGGGCCAACCGGCAAGUUCUACAGUCAAGGAGUAGAGAUGGAAUGGUAG
This is a messenger RNA of Psilocybe cubensis, 723 nucleotides long. RefSeq lists its product as uncharacterized. The coding region runs from base 1 to 723 and encodes 240 amino acids. NCBI's taxonomy places the organism in Eukaryota, Fungi, Basidiomycota, Agaricomycetes, Agaricales, Agrocybaceae. The transcript has 3 exons. The record is from RefSeq and is a predicted model, not a curated record.